Podarcis muralis (Common wall lizard) is the source of this 2349-nucleotide messenger RNA. It is a transcript of the gene AKAP5, whose product is annotated as A-kinase anchoring protein 5. Gene Ontology annotation, cellular component: plasma membrane; dendrite membrane; postsynaptic density. The record is from RefSeq and is a predicted model, not a curated record. Lineage: Eukaryota; Metazoa; Chordata; Lepidosauria; Squamata; Lacertidae. Gene Ontology annotation, biological process: positive regulation of adenylate cyclase activity. Gene Ontology annotation, molecular function: protein kinase A regulatory subunit binding; glutamate receptor binding; molecular adaptor activity.
CUUGCUCUGCAAAGAGAGGCGCCCCUCGAAGCUGCAAGGCGCGCCCGCUCCCAGGCUCCGCAGCCGGGAUGAGGAUCGCCUGAGCGCCAGCAACAACGAGGUGCAGGUGCCCACAAAGCAAUCCCAUCAAUGAGGAAAGUCGUUGCGUUUUAUUACCCGAGGGAUGCUAAUUGGAAAAUGGACCAAAAGGCAAUAAUUAGCAGACUUGGAAGGACACAGGGAUGCCUCUCCCUGAACCAGUUUAUGAAGAUGGCCUUCUUUGUAGUCGCUUGCAUGCAAAACCCCUGAUUGGGAAAAGGCAAGUAUAUCUGCAAGUGGAUGUUGUCUCCCGGGGCUGUCGUUAAUGGAGCAGGGCCAGUCUCUGUGAUUAUCCAAAAUCUAUUUUAAACUAUUAAAGCGCCACGCUUCUGAUGAAAGAGUAUCGCCCAUCGCACCGAGAGAUGAUUAAAAUUGAUGCUCAGAGGCGUCGGGCAGAGAGUUCUUCAGUAAGAGACACGGAGGGGGGUCAAAACACCCUGCUGUCAAAAAAAGAAAAACCUCACUCUUUUAAAAAACAAAAACACUAAGCGAAAGAGAAACCUGCCUUCAGGUGUCCAUCGAAAGAUGUUUUUGUAAAAAAUAGAAUAAAAUAGAUAGGUCAUCUUGAGGUCGUGAGAAGACAUCUCAAGGGAUGGUUUGUUGAGUUUGAUAACAGCAUAUCAUUGCUGCAGAUGCAAAGGAUCUCAACAGUCGUCUCCUCUCUGCAGGGAAUUGUGGUUCUAAAGAUUUUGUCAAUACACUUCCCAAACUACAAUUCCAAGUAUUCACAACUGCUAUAAAACUGAUACGUUUGUGGCGUGGAUCUGCCAUAAGGAUGUCUUUCCUCUGAAACGAUAGCUAAGGGACAGGGAUUUAAGAAUGGAGGAUGCAACGAAAGAAAUUCAGACAGAGAGUAUGCAAGAACCAGAAGCCUCAAAUGCGGAAAAGCCUUUCCUUCCACACGAGAGCCCGGCCCAAAAGGCCUCCGCGAUUUGCUUUAAGAAAAGGAAGAAGCCCUACGCAACAGAGAAAGACGAGGAUCGUGAAUCUGUAAUCCGAAAGGCUACAAACCAGCUCUCCAACUCUGGCCAAAGUCAAAUGGAGGCUUCAGAUCUAUCGUGGACGUCCGGAGGGGCCUGGUUGUCCUUCAAGCGGCUUGUGACACUGAGGAGGAGGUCCAAAUCCGCUUUGAAGAAACAAGCGCAGUCUGGUUCCCGUGUGCAGCUGGAGGCGAAUGUGGAAAAUUCUGGCGCAAAGGAGCGCACCAGCUCAAACCAUAAAAUUCCCUGCCUAAGGUUCUGUAGAAGCAAGAAGUCCUGCCAGCCUGAAAUAACAGAGGAGGGGGAUCACGGCGAGAAAGCCAGCGAAGGGGCGAGCAUUCUGGAUAACAAAAGGAACAGUGAACCGGAGUCUGUGUCUGUGGAAGGUCCUCUGAACGCUGACCAGUCCCCCAGCGGUGCCCUUGAAAACGAGGGCAACAGGGGGGUUGUAAACAACUCUGAAGAGGUGGCUCCAGCCAGGCGAGAGGACGCUUUUUCAGAGAUGAGUCCCGGUCCCGACCAAUACACAGACUUUACGGCUCAGUCAGAAAUCAUCCACUCCGAAACAGUCCUGGAAACAGAACAGGAGAAGCAACUCUUCCAGCUGCAUCACGGAAGCCUCUAUGGGGAACCUGAAGAAGGGAGAAACGAGAGGUUUGAUUUUGAGGGAGAGGUGGGCUCACUGCUUGCCCAGGACCUGCCAGAAAGCCAACCCAACGUCUUGGAAGGAGAAGACUCCAAGAACUCGCCUGCCAAAGAGGCUGAGUUGGAACAAUCUGGGGAGGAUGCUGUGCCGGAGAUGGACGGUGCCAAGGAAGGCGAUUCGGUUGAAGUGAUGCUGCAUUGCAGUCAGCCUGUGUCCGAAGACGAGGCUUCACAGGAGCCAAAUUGUCCUGUCCAGGAAGCGGAAUCCGACGAAAACAAGCUUGCGAUGCCUGGGGCGGGCAUUGUGAUCAUGAUCACAGAAGCGGAGGCCUUCCAGGAGGAAGAGGAAGAGGAACUCAGCUAUAGCUGCGAAACGUUUUCCUUUCCGCAAGCCAGCAAACAGAAAGCAAAGAAGAAGACCAGCAAAGGCCCCGAUUCCAGGUCAGGGAGGGAAGGCAAGACGUGUCCGCAGGACCAGCCGCCUUUGGGUGCCAGUGACCAGGAGCCCUGGGCUUCAGAACAAUACGAGGUGCUUCUGAUUGAAACGGCCGCCUCACUUGUGAAGGCGGCCAUCCAGUCGUCCAUCGAGCAGCUUGUGAAUGAGAUGGCUCUGGAGCAGAAUAAACAAAACAGUUUUCUAUGAUAG